AUGAAUUACUCGUUACUCCUCACAAGCCUCUUCGCAUCACAUAUACUACCGCAAGACAGCCUCUUUUCCUCCGCAUUCACAACAAAAAUGCCGGUGCUCACAGCGGAGUGGCACGAAGGCGAGAUAGCAGUGCACGAGCUGCUCAAGGUCCCGCUGCAACGCUACCCGACGGCCGCGGGGCUCCCGGCGUCAUACGGCUACCGUGUCGCGGCGGCCCCGCUGCUCGCGCUCGGCACGCUCGACGGAGAUGGCCGGCCGUGGACGACGUUGUGGGGCGGCGACGCCGGCGCCGUUGCGCGACCUGUUGCCGAGGACGUCCUGGGCGUCCGGAGCAAAGUUGACGUCGUUGAUGACCCUGUCAUCCGGGCCCUUUGGGGCGGAGAGGAGAGGGAGAUCAAGGAGGGCGAGGUGGUGCAGCCCGGCCCCGGGGGCGAAGGGAAGACGGUUUCGGGGCUCGCGAUCGAUUUGAGGACCAGGGACCGGGUCAAAAUUGCGGGGAAGAUGAUUGCCGGCGCUGUUACGACGGUGGACGGCAACGGAGGGGGUGAGCUGCAGAUCGCUGUCAAGGUUGACGAGAGCCUUGGCAACUGCCCCAAGUACCUCAACAAGAAGGAUGUUAGGGAGAGGGAGGCGGUGGUGAAGGGGAAGGUGGAGAGGGGGCUGCCACUGUCUGAUAACGCUAUCGCGGCGGUUGGGCAGGCCGAUAUGUUAUUCCUGUCCAGCAGUUACGGCGAGACUAUGGAUACGAAUCACCGCGGUGGCUCCAAAGGGUUCGUGAGAGUCAUCAGGAACGAUGAUGACGGGGUAGAGAUCAUUUACCCUGAAUUCUCUGGGAACAGGCUCUACCAGACUUUGGGUAACCUCAAGGCCAAUCCUAAAGUGGGCGUCGCGAUACCGGACUUUGACACGUCCGAUGUCCUCUACCUUACGGGAACGGCUUCGAUCCUCGUGGGACAGGAAGCUGCAGCUUAUCUGCCGCGCACCAAGCUCGCGAUCAAGAUCACCGUGACCUCGGCCGUCUUCGUCCAAUCCGGACUCCCAUUCGUCGGCGCCCCGCUGGAACCGUCACCCUACAACCCGCCUGUUCGUCACCUUUUCACCGAGCAGACGCAGCCUGGGGCAUCAUCGGCAGGAGCAGCAGGUACGGCUACUCUGAUCAACCGUGAGAUCAUCACGCCCACUAUCGCGCGCUUUACUUUCGGCCUGGAGCCUGCGGGGCGGUGGGAACCGGGACAGUACGUCACGUUGGAUUUUGCACCGGAGCUUGACGUCGGCUGGAGUCAUAUGCGAGACGACGAGCCGCAAAGCUUGAACGAUGACUUCGUGAGGACCUUUACCAUAUCCAACACUUUCGGAGGAGGGCAGAAGUUGGAGAUCACGGCGAGGAAGAAGGGGCCUGCCACAGGGUUCUUGUGGAGGUGGAACCUACGGGUGCCGCUGGAGGUACCUGUGCUCGGCUUCGGUGGUGAAGAAGCGUUCAGGAUGGGGAAAUCAGCUGGUGACGAAGUCUUCGUUGCGGCUGGCGUUGGUAUCACGCCGUUGAUGGCUCAGGCCGAAGGGGUGAUAAACUCUGGGACCGGGUUGAAGGUGUUGUGGAGUGUCAAAGGGGAGGACUUGAAGUUCGUCAAGGAGGUUCUGGACCGAAUCGAUGGGCUUGCCAAGUUGACCAGGGUGUUCGUCACCGGCCGGGUGGGUGAGACGGAAGAUGCCCUGAUCAAAGACGCCGAAGCCCUCGGUGCAGCCGUGGAAAGGAGACGGAUAGAAGAAGGUGACGUGAAAGGAACCGGAAAGAAGUACUUUCUAUGCACCGGCCCAGCCAUGUUGAAGACGUUAAAUGGCUGGUUGGAAGGGGAAGAUGUUGCCUGGGAAGACUUUGCAUAUUAA
Molecule: messenger RNA, 1884 nt
Organism: Colletotrichum truncatum
Lineage: Eukaryota; Fungi; Ascomycota; Sordariomycetes; Glomerellales; Glomerellaceae
Product: oxidoreductase
Molecular function (GO): oxidoreductase activity
Source: RefSeq, a predicted model, not a curated record